Molecule: messenger RNA, 582 nt
Organism: Vavraia culicis subsp. floridensis
Lineage: Eukaryota; Fungi; Microsporidia; Pleistophoridae
Exons: 1
Coding region: 1-582 (193 amino acids)
Biological process (GO): mRNA cis splicing, via spliceosome
Cellular component (GO): nuclear cap binding complex
Molecular function (GO): RNA cap binding
Source: RefSeq, a predicted model, not a curated record
AUGCAGCAGUACUUCCCACAGCCACCGAAGAAGGCGUACAGAGACAGAACGUUCACGGGCACAGACGAGCAGUACGAGAAGCUUCUAUCGACAACAUGCACGCUGUACAUCGGGAACCUGCCGCUUUCGACGACGGAGGAGCGUUUGUGGACGGUUUUUGGCGACGUGCCUGUGCGCCGUGUGAUAAUGGGCGUGAACAGGAACAACCGGCUGUUCUGCGGGUUCGCAUUUGUUGAGUUCUACAGCCAUGCCAACUGUGCCAGGGCGUGUGUGGCAAGCGCAAGCAUGGUGAUCGAUGGAAAAAGCGUGUGGGUAGACAUGGACUACGGAUUUGCAGAGGGAAGACAGUGGGGACGAGGGUUUGCGGGCGGCAGUUUCAAAGGCGACAUGAGGAAGCGGGGACGGAUGAAGACGAGCGGAGGGCGGUACCACGAGGGCGCGAGAAAACGAUCCGAUGAGGAGGGACAGAGACGGCGUAUCGAGAGCAGAAAAGGAGGAGAGCCGUUCGAUGAGCGGAAGAGGAGGGCGGAUGAAGAAAGAGGUGGGCAGUGCUAUGACGAGGGCAAGCGCAGAAGGCGCUAG